CAAAUAUCCUCUAACUUUUUUGAAGAACCAUAGAUUCAUAGAAGCUCUAUAGCCUAUAAUAAGCCUCAACCAAACUGCAGGCUAUAUUUUUAAAGUGAAACUACAAGCUAAGCUAAGACAGCCAUGGAAGAAGAACAUGCCAUCACAACUCCGCCGUGCUCCUCCGCCACCUCCACCGUCCCUGCCACCUCCUCCUCCGCUUCAUGCACCUCCAAUUCUGCGAAUUCCGACGGUUCAAAUUCAUCGGCGGCCGCCACCUUUCCCAAGAAGAGCUUGAAGAGAGUUAAUAAUGGAGGCAAGAAUGGGGACGAAAACAAGAAAAGCAGGAAAAAUGGAGGGGCCAAUUUGGAAUAUCCGAGUUAUAGCGGGGUGCGAAAGAGAAUUUGGGGAAAAUGGGUGUCCGAAAUUCGAGAGCCGAAAAAGAAGUCGAGAAUAUGGCUGGGGACCUAUCCCACGCCAGAAAUGGCGGCUCGCGCCCACGACGUCGCGGCUUUAGCCAUCAAGGGCCACUCGGCUUCGCUCAACUUCCCUCACUUGGCUCACCACCUCCCCCGCCCGGCCUCCACUUCCCCCAAGGACAUCCAGGCCGCCGCCGCCAGGGCUGCCGCCACCACAUUCCCGUCGACGGACGCCGGCGAAGACGGAGCCCAGCCGAGAGCAGCUGACAACACCCAACAACAUUUGCUGACAACCAAUGUCGUCGACGAUGACAUAGUUUUCGACCUACCGGAUCUUUCCCUCGUGAGUGGUAUGGACGAUGAGUACGGCCAGAUUUCACCGUCGCCGCUCGCCGGAAACAAUGCCGGAUUCCAGCUCGAUGAGCCAUUUUUAUGGUAGCAUGUACUAUUUCUAGCUAGCUAGAUGAAUAUAAUUCGCGAUAUAAAUACAUAAUUUCUCUAGCUA
Molecule: messenger RNA, 903 nt
Organism: Ipomoea nil (Japanese morning glory)
Lineage: Eukaryota; Viridiplantae; Streptophyta; Magnoliopsida; Solanales; Convolvulaceae
Product: ethylene-responsive transcription factor ERF039
Exons: 1
Coding region: 124-837 (237 amino acids)
Biological process (GO): regulation of DNA-templated transcription
Molecular function (GO): DNA-binding transcription factor activity; DNA binding
Source: RefSeq, a predicted model, not a curated record